Trichobilharzia szidati is the source of this 980-nucleotide messenger RNA. Lineage: Eukaryota; Metazoa; Platyhelminthes; Trematoda; Strigeidida; Schistosomatidae. The record is from the annotation of a GenBank genome assembly.
GCCAAAUACAAAUCCCCGAGUUUAUCCCUCUCUGUGUUGUUGGAAAGACGCUAUAGUCAGUUUCAAGAUCGUGACGGGUUCCUGCCUCUGCUGAUGAAACGUUGGAUGAAAGGUCCUGUAAGAACACGUGAUGUCUUGGAGGUAGAGAGAAUUGUGAAUGAAGAGCCGGAAGUCAGGGUUUUGAUGGCAGAUCUUCAAGACUGGUUCAGUGUAAUUGUGAAGUUAGAGAAUAUAUUGAAUUGGAAAAGUCUUCGAUCGACUCUGCUUGUAAUAUUUUCAAUCACCAUUUUGUUUUUCCUACUGCAUAUAUAUGAACCUCCAGUUCUGCUUGUUGUGGGUUGUUCGGGACUGCUUUUCAGCUUGACAGACUACUUCGGGCCUAUAGUUUUAUCAAGGAUGUUCACAAAUCCCCCAAGCUACGAAGAUAAUUGGUGUUAUUGGAACUUUUGUAGACGCCUAGUUCAUAUGCGUCACGUACUGAUAAACUUCUGUAUUUUCGUACAUCAAGUUCAAUAUCGAAAUUCACUUCUACAUUUCCUGACGAGUUCAUCUCUUCUGUGCAUCGUUGGUUUUGUCGGAUUGCAUAUUAGUGAUUUACUUUUGUUUUAUUUCUUGAUUCUAACUUGCUUCAUCGCUCCAAAGCUACAGCCUAAAGUAAUACUAAAGAUGAUCGCUUGCUGUCUUUGGUUCCCCAUAGUUUUCCUUCAAUCCUGCAUCUCAAAGUUUCGGCCAAGAAUGCCGAAAUUCACUAUUUGGACGAAGAAUCAAACCUCACUGAAGAACAAUACAUAAUGAACAAUCCCUGCAUAACCAAACUCGCGAUUUAUACUGCGUUUACUGCUAUUUUAUUCAACAUAUCAUUGCAACUACCUAGAGUUUCCGUGCGUGUUAGACAUUUUUUAUACCCGUCUUUUCUUUGCUAAUAACACGCCAGUGGCACAAUGUAUUCUGUUAUUUAAUAUAAAACCAUUACAACUCAU